Messenger RNA from Strongylocentrotus purpuratus (purple sea urchin), 2107 nucleotides. Its product is annotated as collagen triple helix repeat-containing protein 1. The record is from RefSeq and is a predicted model, not a curated record. Lineage: Eukaryota; Metazoa; Echinodermata; Echinoidea; Camarodonta; Strongylocentrotidae. The transcript has 4 exons. The coding region runs from base 414 to 1052 and encodes 212 amino acids.
AUGGGAGGCUGUGGCCGGUUCGGUCCACCCAUGGACAACCUUAUAGAUCCGCCCGUGGUUAACAAGGGUCUGUCUUCUGUCCAACCUUUAUCGAUUUUGCACCUCCCCUCGAAGUAAACUCUCCUUACGAUGUCUUUAUUUCUGUAAAGUCCAAAUCGAUUCGACGAUUGUUAAAGUCUCCAUUUUGUAUUGACAAGAGACACGAAAUGAAUUAUUUGUCUCGUUUUAAUGUUAGCGCAGCCCACCGCAGUAGUUGCAUCUUUGUUGUAUACAUGGACUUCAAUGCGCAACAGCGAAAGGAAUAUAGCCAUUGACUAUAUUUUGAUAAGACACUUUAAAUAGGGCAUCGGUUCUACCAACACUUUGAAGGCAAAUAUAACUUGGAGAACUUAAUAAGGAAUAAACAAGCGAAGAUGGGCUCAAGAGAUUGGAUGGGUUUCUCCUCUUGGUUUCGUGUAGCUCUUCUUCUCCUGUGUUUCGCCACCUUGAGAGUUGUGGAAGGGGUGGAACAGGCAGAGGUCUACAAAAGGCAGAUCGUCCUAGAGGAAUGUUCUGCAGGUUCUCCCGGGCCAGCUGGACCACCGGGUCCCCCCGGGCCCGACGGGGAGUCCGGGGCACCUAGUCCAGUAACCACAAACUGGAAACAAUGCUCUUGGUCGUCAGUCAAUGAUGGUAGAGAUUCGGGAUUGUACAAGUCCUGCUCUUUUACAAAAGAGUACUCCGACACAGCUAUCUACGUCUCUUGGUCGGGUAACCUUCGGCUAUCUGGAUCAGGGACGGGGUGCUGUAGAUGGUACUUUGCCUUCGGUGGUGUGGAGUGCUCCAAUCCGAACAGGAUCGAGGCAGUCGUGUACGCUUCGGGUUACAACAGCUAUAGCCUGUAUCGACCUAGGGUCAUGAUGGGGUACUGCUACGGCAUCGGUGCUGGCAGCGUAACAGUAGGGUUCUAUGUCGGGCAAUGCAGCGGCUAUGGGACCUACGACUGCUACACCGGAUGGAACAGUGGCAGUCAUAUCAUGAUCGAAGAAGUUACAAAAUCUCCUUACGACUAGGCACAAGAAAGCGCGGUGAUAAUCCAAGUUCCGACUCCAAGUUUUAUUGGCACUGUGGACGCACCGGGACAAUUGGAAGUUCUUAAACAAAUUUGGAGGCAAACUUUAUUUCUGGACUAUUAAACCUGAACAAUUGAAAUGCUUGACAAACUUCAACAAUCUUAGUCCGAUGAAUAAAAGAAAAAAAUGUUACCAAGGCAACAACCCGCAUUAUACUGACGUAUUUUUAACAGUCUUUCUGAGAAUGGGAUCAAGUAAGUUUUCAUAAAACGACGGUAAUCAUGAGUUAUGUAUAGUGGAAAGUUUAUGAUUCAUCAUUUAUUCUGCAAAUGUAUAGUACAAAAAAGUUGAAAAAAAUAAAAAAAUAAAAAUAGACCUUCAAUGACGUCAGUCGUAUUGUAUGUUGCCGCCCAUCCCUUCUGCAUGCGCUCCACCAUUGUCUUGAGAAACGACCACAAAGGGUACGUAAAAUAAGUGAUCUAAUAUGCACGAAAUGACGUAUUUGGAAAAUAAUUACCGUCAGCUAAGUUUUGGUCCGUCUAAAUAUUGGGCGGUACAACUGAUCGGAAAAGGAAAACUACUUUCGUAUUACUGAGACUUGCUCGUGAAUUUUGAUGGUAGCUGUUGUUUUCAACUAUAUAAUGUACACUGUAACAAUGCCGGGUGAGACAUAAUGAGGGUAAUCAAUGUCUGACCAACUUUUGUAGGCAAUAAUUUCCAACUUGGACAAUUUGGUGUUCAUUUUUUAUUUUAGUGAAAGGUAGUUAUGGUCGUCCAAAAUAUUACACCAGGGCCCAUUUCACAAAAACGUGUCACCAGUGCAAAAUAACAGUUUUUGUUAUAAGCUACUGAUAUCUUUACUUUUGAUUAGUUGUCAGCAGAUUUGUCACUGAUUUUUGUCAUUUGUUAUUGAAAAAAAAGGCUUUGUGAAACGGGUCCCAGGUGGGUGCAAAAUUGUCUAACCGUUGGUCGAACAUAACGACUUCCCUCAUGUUCGGCAAUUUUGACCCAACAUUUAUUUUUACGGUGUAUACAAUGUAAAGGAUUCUGUUAAA